CACGGCCGCCGCCAGCNCGGAGGGGGGAAGCAGAGCAAGCAGGAGAUCCACCGCCGCUCCGCGCGGCUCAGGAACACCAAGUACAAGUCUGCACCCGCCGCGGAGAAGAAGGUUUCCACGAAGGGCAAGGGCAGGAGGCACAUCUUCAAGCUCAAAAACCCCAUCAAGGCUCCUGAGUCCGUAUCCACUAUAAUUACAGCAGAAUCAAUCUUUUAUAAGGGUGUAUACUACCAAAUUGGAGAUGUUGUUUCUGUGGUUGAUGAGCAGGAUGGAAGAACAUACUACGCUCAAAUCCGCGGGUUUAUUCAGGACCAAUACUGUGAAAAGAGUGCUGCACUAACCUGGCUCAUUCCUACACAAGCCAGUCCCAAAGACUGUUUUGACCCAGCAUCCUAUAUCAUAGGACCAGAAGAAGAUCUCCCAAGGAAAAUGGAAUAUUUAGAAUUUGUUUGUCAUGCACCUUCGGAAUAUUUCAAAUCUCGAUCAUCUCCCUUCCCUACUGUUCCUACAAGGCCAGAGAAGGGCUAUAUAUGGACUCAUGUGGGACCUACUCCUGCAAUCUCCAUUAAAGAAACUGUAGCAAAUCAUUUAUAAUUUUUUUAAGGACUGUUUUGCACUAGUUAUUUUGGGUGUAUCCUCCAGUUUGUAAACCCUGUACAAGAAGUCUUAAAAAUUAUAAAAUGUG
This is a messenger RNA of Cyanistes caeruleus (blue tit), 685 nucleotides long. RefSeq names its product GATA zinc finger domain containing 1 (gene GATAD1). Gene Ontology annotation, molecular function: zinc ion binding; sequence-specific DNA binding. Gene Ontology annotation, biological process: regulation of DNA-templated transcription; chromatin organization. NCBI's taxonomy places the organism in Eukaryota, Metazoa, Chordata, Aves, Passeriformes, Paridae. The record is from RefSeq and is a predicted model, not a curated record. Gene Ontology annotation, cellular component: nucleus.